Molecule: messenger RNA, 1047 nt
Organism: Medioppia subpectinata
Lineage: Eukaryota; Metazoa; Arthropoda; Arachnida; Sarcoptiformes; Oppiidae
Source: the annotation of a GenBank genome assembly
AUGAUAGACUCCAAAGUGCCCGCAUUUCUCAAUGUUGUGGACAUCGCGGGACUCGUUAAGGGCGCGAGUGAAGGCCAGGGACUCGGAAAUGCCUUCUUAUCACACAUCAAGGCUUGCGAUGCGAUCUUUCAUCUCUGCAGGGCCUUUGAAGACGACAACGUGAUUCACGUGGAGGGAGACGUGAAUCCUGUCAGAGAUAUUGAGAUUAUAAACGAAGAGCUCAGACUUAAAGACGAGGAACAGCUGACGGCUGUCGUCGACAAACUCGCAAAGACUGUUCUCAGAGGCGAAAAGAAAGAAAAGGCCGAAUACGACAUUUUAAUGAAAAUCAAGCAAUUAUUAGUGGACGAGAAGAAACACAUCAGGUUUGGGGAUUGGAAUUUGGCUGAGAUUGAAAUCUUAAACAAACACUUGUUUUUGACAUCAAAGCCAAUGAUUUAUUUGAUAAACCUAUCAGAAAAGGAUUACAUCCGCAAAAAGAACAAGUGGCUCAUCAAAAUGAAGGAAUGGAUUGAUGCCAACGAUGCGGGCGCUGCUGUCAUACCGUUCAGUGGGAUUCUUGAGAACAAAUUGAUUCCUAUGAGCGCUGAAGACAGACAACGAUUUCUAGAAGAAAACAAGACUCAAAGUUGUUUGGAUAGAAUCAUAACAACGGGUUAUAAAGCUCUUCAGCUUCAGUACUUCUUCACGAGUGGCAAAGACGAGGUGAAGGCAUGGACUAUACAAAAAGGGACUAAAGCUCCACAAGCGGCCGGUCGUAUACACACCGACUUCGAGAAGGGCUUCAUUAUGGCUGAAGUCAUGAAAUUCGAUGACUUCAAAGAGGAGGGCUCUGAGAACGCCUGCAAAAGCGCCGGUAAAUACAGACAACAGGGAAGGAACUAUACGGUCGAUGACGGAGACAUUAUUCUCUUUAAAUUCAAUGCCGGCGCCGGACUCACCAAAGAGACCAAAAAGAAAUAAACGUUUUUUAAUUUAAUUUGAAUUAUUUGUAUGCAUUAUCGCAUCCAUUGAACUGUUUUUGAAUAAAAAGGUUAAACCAAUAAA